CGCAGUCUACCUCUCCGAUCCCUACGUAACCGAACAGCCUCGCGUGUGGCGCCACCCCGCAGGCUGUGCACACGACACGAUCAGUGCGCAGCGAACUGCGCAUGGCGGUGCACCCAAUCCACCUGGUCCCGUGACAAGCAGCACUCAAGACACACACGCGCGCGAACACGAACAGGGACACGAGACAGCGGCGGCCAUGGCGAGAGGCGGCGGCGAUCGGAGUCGGGAGGAUGACCCCUUCUCCGACGGCGGCACCACCGGAACCGACUCGGACGAGUCCUCUCCGCGUGGGGUGGGGGCCCGCGGCCCCGGCUCCACCUCCAACCCGAUCCUGACACGCCUCGCGGUGUCGCGGAACCCGAGCCCGCUGGCUGCGGCCACCGCGGCCCCAGGGGUCUGCCUCCUCCGCUUCGCCUGGGAGUCCGCCGCGGGCUCCCUCGUCGGCGCCGCCGUUGGCUACGGUAAAGGUUUGGUUACGAUGAAGGGGAUUAAAGGCUCAUUUGCUGAUGCUGCGUCAUCUGCUAAGAUAUUUGCUGUUCUUGCUGGUGUUCAAAGUUUAGUAGCCUGCUCUUUGAGAAAACUACGUGGAAAAGAUGAUGGAAUCAAUGCAGGAGUCGCAGGCUGUUGCACUGGCCUUGCUCUGAGCUUUCCAGGUGCACCACAAACUCUGAUUCAGAGCUGCCUGACCUUUGGGACUUUCUCUUACAUCAUUGAGAAGCUAAACAAGCAGCAACCUGCGCUGGCGCUCCCACCUGCGACAGGUGUGAUGGAUCCGAAGGCUGGACAAAGCGUUCUUCCUCCCUUCACACUUCCUCCUCUGGAUGCCAUGGACGAAUUUUGUAAGUUCCAAAACUUUUUGUCAUCCAAAUUUCGGGGAAACUGAGUUAUCCUGCUGGAGUGACGCCUAGUUAUCUACUCUGGAACGUGUCCUUGUAAAUGCGUCAAUGGUCAAUCUGAGUUUUUUUUUCCUUGUUUAUUCUUCGCCAAUGUAUGUUUCCAAAUUCCAAGGUAGUGUUUUGGUAGUGUUGAUGAUUCUACCUUGACAUAUCCAACACAAGGCGAGCAGCUUGUCCUUUGUUCAA
Messenger RNA from Zea mays, 1082 nucleotides. RefSeq names its product chloroplastic import inner membrane translocase subunit TIM22-2. Gene Ontology annotation, cellular component: chloroplast envelope; TIM22 mitochondrial import inner membrane insertion complex. Gene Ontology annotation, biological process: protein targeting to chloroplast; protein insertion into mitochondrial inner membrane. Gene Ontology annotation, molecular function: transmembrane protein transporter activity. Bases 197 to 883 code for a protein of 228 amino acids. Lineage: Eukaryota; Viridiplantae; Streptophyta; Magnoliopsida; Poales; Poaceae. The record is from RefSeq and is a predicted model, not a curated record. The transcript is spliced from 5 exons.